This is a messenger RNA of Clunio marinus, 303 nucleotides long. Lineage: Eukaryota; Metazoa; Arthropoda; Insecta; Diptera; Chironomidae. The record is from the annotation of a GenBank genome assembly.
AUGCUUAUACGUCUGAUGAUCUCAAUAGCUACGAGUACAACUUGUCAUCACAUCUGCAAUCAAUUCUUGCAACGUGUUUCUACCUUCAAAGUCUUUUUUGAUGCAAAUGUUCAAAGUGUUAUUGAAGACAAACAACAACAAUUUUCACAUUUUAAAUGUUCUUCCUAUAAAGGAAAUAAUGACAGCACAGCAACCACGACCAACGACAACUUACAGAAAAAUAAUUACAGAAUUUCUAAAUAUAAAAUGUUUGUGAUGUCAAGUGACGAUGUUUGUUUGGAAUUGUGGAAUUCUUUUAACUAG